AUGCGGGCAGGUAGGAGGAAGGAGGAUGCGAGCGACCAAGCCUCUGAAGCGGGCGAGCCGCGCGACGAGGGCUCCAAUGCCCUCGUCUUCUCGUCCGUUGUUGACUCGGCCGGCUUCCUCCCACACCACAAGGAGCCGCCUCGCUACAUCCGCGUCAAGUUACACAAUAAAAAGGUCAAGGAGUUCGACAAGAUGUUUCUCGCUCAAGAGCUAAUUGGCACACGGCCUCUGGAAUCACAAACUGACAGCCGCAACCCUGUCGUAACGGUAACGACAUCCGGCCACGGCCGCAAGAAAACGGCCACCGGCGGCGCUGUCUGGGCGACCGAGUUCAGCAAAGACGGCCAGUACCUUGCCGCAGGCGGCCGCGACCACGUCGUCCGCGUCUGGAAGGUCAUCUCGACUGCCGAGGACCGUCGGUCCCAGGAGGAAGAAGAGGCCAAGAGCGACGGCACCAACGAACGGCUUAGCGCGCCCGUUUUCUUGGAAAAGCCCGUGCAGGAGUUCAACGGCCAUACCGGCGAGAUUCUCGACUUGAGCUGGAGCAAAAACAACUUUUUGUUGUCAACAUCCAUGGACAAGACCGUCCGUCUUUGGCACACCAGCCGUGAGGAGUGCCUGUGCACCUUCAAACACAAGGAGCUUGUCAGCAAGGUCACAUUCCACCCCAAAGACGACCGGUUCUUCCUUGCAGGCUGUCUCGACGCCACUCUGCGCCUGUGGAGCAUCCCCGACAAAUCCGUUGCCUUCUCCGCGCAAAUGUCCGAUAUGAUCACAGCUGUGGCCUUUUCGCCUGACGGCAAGAUGGCCAUUGCGGGUCUACUCAGCGGUUUUUGCUACCUUCUCGAGACGGAAGGACUGAAACCACUCACACAAAUCCACGUCCGCUCAUCACGUGGCCGCAAUGCAAAGGGCAGCAAGAUUACUGGCAUUGUCCCGAUGCUUCUGCCCAACUCUCGGCCCGGCGAUGCUGCCAUCCUGGUGACCUCGACCGACGCCCGUGUUCGCCUCUACCACUUGCGCGAUAAGAUGCUGGACUGCAAAUUCAAGGGUCAUGAGCACGCCAGUGCCCAGCUCUCCGCCAGCUUUAGCGACGAUGGCAAGUACGUCAUCUGCGGCAGCGAGUCCAAGAAAGUCUUUAUUUGGAGUGCGUCGUCCAGCGAUGCCAUCACCAAGGACCGGUACCCCUGUGAGACAUUCGAUGCCCACAGCGACAUGGUAACCACGGCCAUCUUUGCGCCAGUCCAGACUCGGCAGCUGUUAGGCGGGUCGGGUGACCCAGUCUACGAUUUGUGCAACCCGCCACCAAUCACGCUCAUGUCCCUCGAAGAGACACUGGCGUCGCAGUCGGGCAUGUCCAACAACACGCUCAACCACAACGAGGACGGUACAGAUGUUACACAGCCCACGAACCCUCCUCACCCGCCGCGGGCCCGGCCCGAAGAGUCACCCGCCUACAUUGCUCGCUCGACUCACUACGACGGAAACAUUAUUGUCACGGGCGGCGAUACAGGUAUCAUCAAGGUCUUCCGCCAGGACUGUGCCGCUAAGAAACGAAAGCACGAAAGCUGGGAGACUGGGUCUUUCGGCCAGAAACUGGGCACGAGCUCGCGUCUGGUCGGCCGCAGCGGAAGCAUCAUUACGCGCACCAGUGCCAGCAGCGCCGCCCAUUCGCGCCGCGGGUCGCUCUCAUUGCCGUCACACCUGGCAGGCAACUCUACACAGAUUGGCGGCCACCCGGACAGCAUCAACCGCUGGCGACACGACAUAGAGGGCGGUGGCAGUCGACCGAGUUCGCUUGUUGGCAGCGGAAUCGCGUCCGUGCGAAGUGAGCGCUCCAUCUCGCCCAACAAGUCGUCAAGGACACCUUUGGGCGCCUCAAGUGGCCUCGCUAGUGAUGCCCGCAGACAGCCCUAUGCGACAGCUACAAGCUCGCCUCUCUCACCCCAUUUUGCUCCCAACCAAGCCGGUCGCAGUGGUUUGGCCAAUUCGGCAAUAAGUCCGACAUCUACCACAUUUGCGGCAACCUCGCGGCAGCCUGCGAAGCCCGUCCUUCCGCCAGCAGGCGAGAAUGCGUCGACAGCACUGAUGAAGGGGACGGUUGCCUCAUCGAGUCAAGCAGCGUCAUCGAAUCGUGACAGCUUGGCCAUUGAUUCUGCCACCUCGCGGCCAAGCGACGAAACGACGGAGAGUGCACCAGUGCCAACCGAAGUUCAGAUUCAGGAGCCAAAGGAUGGCCAUGAUCUCGAACAAGACGACAUGUCCGAAAGCAACCUGGACUCUGCCGGGUCAACACCGCAGCCGUCCAUGGCAUACCGGGCGGACGACGGAGCGCUGCGGCUCGACCAGGCGGGCGCCAGCUUUGGCUUCUGGAACCUCAGCCGGUGGAGGGGUAUUUCCGGUUUGCGCACGUCGCUCAUCAGUGGUGGCUCGAGCUCCAACAACGCUGUCGAGCCACCCAGCCCUGUCGACUCGACGCACAGCAGCGACAAGGGCAGCGAACACGGCGGUGAGAGCAAAACGGCCCAUACGCGCCGACGCUCCCUGGGUGUUAACCUCUUGCCCAAGUCACCGCUGUCAAAAUCGGAGACACAGGCGAGCGCUGCUGCGGCGGCGAACGAUGGGUCUUCCUCGGCGGCGGCAGCCAUCCGUGCAUCGCAAACCCGCCAAAAAUCCAGUACCGGACGUUCCCUCCUCUCGCCGUCCAUUGCGAUCGCCUCUGACGACGGCGACGGUGAACCUCACGAUGACAUGGACCAUCCCCAUUACAACAACAACAACUUGCUCAUCCCAGGCUCGCGGUCGCACAGCCCUUAUGGGAGGCGCGCAGGCUCGAUUGUCAGUCGGCUGAGCUCUGAGAUGACGAGCACAGACGGCGCCAGCGACAUGGACGGCGAGCAUGGCGACGAAGGUGUCGAAAUGAGGUGCACCAAGUGCGGCGGACGGGAGUUUAAGGCGCGGCGGGUGAACGGCGUGCAGCAGCUGGAGUGCAGUCGGUGCGGCAAGUUACUAGACGGGGGGAAGAAGUAA
Sporothrix brasiliensis 5110 is the source of this 3030-nucleotide messenger RNA. RefSeq lists its product as uncharacterized. The transcript has a single exon. The coding region runs from base 1 to 3030 and encodes 1009 amino acids. NCBI's taxonomy places the organism in Eukaryota, Fungi, Ascomycota, Sordariomycetes, Ophiostomatales, Ophiostomataceae. Gene Ontology annotation, molecular function: protein binding. The record is from RefSeq and is a predicted model, not a curated record.